AAAUGCACAGAAAAAAAAAUAGAAAGUUCUCAAACAUAAGUUCGCGUGCGUGUGCGUGUGCGUGUGCGUGUGCGAGGGUGCGACGGAAAUGGAAUGGGGGUUCUCGCGGAGAAUUAAUACAGCUUCAUUAUUAUCUGGAUUAGGAAAUUCGUCUCCUUUAUUUCUGCACAGUAAACUCUCUUUGCUGUGCUCCUCCGUCUGCCACUCCAUUAUCGUAUUCAUUCAAUUCAAGAUUUUCUUACUUCAAUUCAAUCGAGAUACCGCAUCUCAUUCACAAAUCAAUCAGCUCGCCUCCUCACCUUGUCACCCAUCAUCACCAGCCACCCGAAUCGCUGGCCCAGAAUCGUACAACGCAUCAGCGAGACAGGCCGCCGCAUCUGCAACCCAAUCUUGGUUAUCUCGCUGCUGCUCGCUGCAAAGGCACGAAAUCUUGAAAUUCCCAUCCUUCUUUUAGUUUAGACCCCCAUCUCGGUCCCUGGAAGUAAGAAUGAUUGGCGUUUAGUGGUUAGGUUAGUGG
Molecule: messenger RNA, 517 nt
Organism: Mollisia scopiformis
Lineage: Eukaryota; Fungi; Ascomycota; Leotiomycetes; Helotiales; Mollisiaceae
Exons: 1
Coding region: 89-454 (121 amino acids)
Source: RefSeq, a predicted model, not a curated record